AUGGAGUCCGAUCCAAAUUCUAAUGCUUUGAACCCAAGAGAUUGUACUCAAGGCAUAUGUUCCACAUUUUGUCCUCAAUGGUGUAGUUACAUCAACUUCUUAUCUCCACCACCAAUCUCCUAUGAACAAUUCCUAAACGACGGCGUAUCAUCAAACCCCAAUCUCUCCCCUCUUGUCCUCGCCAUUAUUGGAAUCUUUGCAACUGCCUUUCUCUUGGCAACUUACUACACUCUUGUCUCGAAGUAUUGCUCCAACGACACGAGCGAUGAAGCUUCCUCGGAAAUGGGAAGAUCCGAUCAAAUUCUCGACGUUAACUCGCCGGAAAGUCAACACCAAGAUGACUCUUAUGCUCAUGAGUCUUCAAACGCCGGUUUAGACGAUGCCCUGAUAAAAAAAAUCGGGUUUUUCAAGUUGAAGAAGCAUCAAAACGGUCUCAAGAUCAAUGGUACGGAUUGUUCCAUAUGUCUUGGAGAGUUUAACGAAGAAGAGAGCUUAAGGUUAUUGCCUAAAUGCAAUCACAUUUUCCACGUCAUUUGUAUUGAUCGGUGGCUCAAAUCUCACUCGAAUUGUCCGCUUUGUCGGGCUAAGAUCAUCGUCCCUACCACUCAAGAACCGGACCAUCGCCUUGUGGUAAUCAAUCUUGAUCGGUUUACUAGCAAUGUUGGAUCAAGAGAAGGCAAUGUAGUCGUUGUUGAUCAUCGUGAAGAGGUUAGUGAUUUGGUUAGUUCUCAUCAUCCACGCCGAUUCUCGGCCGCGGAUAUUGUUAUGCGGAUGAGCAGAGACGGAGAAGAGGAGGAGGAAACUUAUGAUCUUGAAAAUGGAAACAGAGUGAAACGACUUAUAGGCUUGAAAAGAUCAUUCUCAAGUGGUAGAUUGAUUCUUGGGACUCAAGGAAGGACUAGGAGAUCUCUAAGCCUACUUCCUUCACACUAA
Arabis nemorensis is the source of this 933-nucleotide messenger RNA. The record is from the annotation of a GenBank genome assembly. NCBI's taxonomy places the organism in Eukaryota, Viridiplantae, Streptophyta, Magnoliopsida, Brassicales, Brassicaceae.